This is a messenger RNA of Contarinia nasturtii (swede midge), 1337 nucleotides long. RefSeq lists its product as uncharacterized. The transcript has 7 exons. Gene Ontology annotation, molecular function: lipase activity. The coding region runs from base 78 to 1172 and encodes 364 amino acids. The record is from RefSeq and is a predicted model, not a curated record. Lineage: Eukaryota; Metazoa; Arthropoda; Insecta; Diptera; Cecidomyiidae.
UAAGUUGCUAUCUACUUGGUUGAAUUUAUAUUUUUGUUAUUCGGGUUUUUGGUGAUUUAUCAAUUCGUUCAAUAAAAAUGUUUAUUUAUUUUUACACUAUUCUUCUUGCGUUGCUUUUAAGCGACUGCGCAGCGAUGCUUAGUCGAAUUCUUGGUGGUGGUAGUUGCUUUAACGGAGGGCAAACAUCAGGGGAAGUAUUCGAUAUUGAUGAUUUUGUAUAUAAUGGUGACCCGAUUACAUUUGCCUGUAUCAGCUCAAAAGAUCAAUUCCAGUUUGACAUAGUCCGAUCAAAUAAUUCUCUCCUGCCCGUUUUACAUAAUCUUUUAAAUAACGGCAGAGGUCUAUCGUUGUUCUUUCACGGAAUUGGAAAUACUGUCAGUAAAGAUGGUCUUUAUUUUAGACAAACCAAAGAAUGGUUCUCUCGGUCCGACAAAAACAUUUGCAUAAUAACCUAUGCAUUUUUGAAGGAUUCUGUGUCAAUAUACAACAUUGUGUCUCAUUUAAACAAAAUGGUGAAGACUAGACGAUUAGAGUUCGUGGCAAAGCAGGCGCGUGACUUUGUGUUAAAUGUUCGAGAAAGAUGCUUAAAUGACCCUCUCUCGAGUGCAAGUUGUUUAAAGCACAUGUCACAGGUUGAAAUUAGUGGAUAUAGCUUUGGCGGGCAUAUCGCAAGUCGAACCUGUGAUUAUCUCUUCCAAAAGACGAACGAGAAAGUUAAAAUGCUAUUGGCUUUGGAUCCAUCUGGUAAUUCAUUUCUCUUGAACAAAGUAACGUAUCCUAAGAGGGGCGAUGCUAAUUAUGUUCAGGUCAUUCAUACGUCAGGUGUAGGCAUCACGCGGCAAGUCGGAGACGUAGAUAUAUACUUGACUUAUAAGUCGAAGGCAUUGUGGGGCGUAUUUGAAAAACAUGAUUUAGGUUUAUAUAUGCAUUUUGGAACGUCUACCAAACGAUUUUAUCUAAUUGGCGAAGAAAAUGGUAACGGAACGAUUGUCGUUAAUAAUGGUCAGCCACUUCGUCAAUUGAAGCCUUCUGAAUGCCUGAUUGGUAUAUAUGGAACAUUGAAUGAGCAUCAAAAAGGGAAGAGAUUUGAAAUGUCCCUCGUUCAUCGGGAAGAAGUUAAACUUUUUUGGGACACUCUUGGCGAAUAUGCUGAAUUAGAUCAAUUUGAUUAGCCAAUAUGAAAGCAAUACUUUUGAACUACUGUCUCGGUGAGUCUGUGUUUAAAGAACCAUAUUUCUAAGGGCACACUCAAAGUAUAUACACAAUUCCAUGCAGAAAAAACCUCUCCUUUCUCCACUGAAUAAAAAUAAAUAUAUAUUUUUGUCAUCAAUGAAAAA